Cylicocyclus nassatus is the source of this 1629-nucleotide messenger RNA. NCBI's taxonomy places the organism in Eukaryota, Metazoa, Nematoda, Chromadorea, Rhabditida, Strongylidae. The record is from the annotation of a GenBank genome assembly.
AUGUACAAUGUAUAUAGAAUGAAAAUUGCAUUCCUCAAAAGUAAUCCAGAAACACACAAAAAAAUCAUCAUGACUUUGAAUGAAACCAUCAACCACUACAGAAACAAUAGGAAGGUCCUUUUACUGAUUGUCUACAUUGCGUUAUUUUUGGAUAAUAUGUUAUUAACAACAGUCGUGCCCAUAAUUCCCGAAUAUUUACUGAGAAUUACACAUCCAAAUACGACCGAUCAACUUCUAUACAACAAGCCUGAAGAAGACCACGCUAUUGAAAAGAGACAGAUAGUUUGGGAUGACGAUGCAUGGGAUAUGCCUAUGCCUGGUAGAACCGGAGAAGACAUUCCUUGGGAGGAGAAUCCAUUGGCAAUCCAAAGGAAACCUGAGAAAGGUCGUAAAAAGGCCAAACAGAGAAACAAGGAACCUCCUCGGAAACAGCCUCCAACCGUUCAUACGUUUCAAAAAACCGAGAGACAUGAUAUUCUAGCGAAAGAAAAUGUGCUAGUUGGAAUAAUGUUUGGCUCAAAGGCUUUAGUUCAAUUAGUCACAAAUCCAUGGAUAGGACCGCUAACAAACAAAAUUGGCUACACACUGCCCAUGUUCGCAGGAUUUGUUAUAAUGUUUCUAUCGACGGUACUGUUCGCAUUUGGAUCAUCCUAUGGGACCCUAUGGUUUGCAAGGGCCAUGCAAGGCGUGGGUUCUGCUUGUUCGAGCACUUCCGGUAUGGGUAUGCUAGCCCAAGCUUACCCGGAUGACGCUGAACGAGGAAGUGCAAUGGGAAUUGCCUUGGGUGGUAUAGCCCUUGGAGUGCUGGUAGGACCACCGUACGGAGGAGUUCUCUACCAAUGGGCGGGAAAAGAGCUACCGUUCAUACUUCUCGCUCUUCUAGCCCUUUUUGAUGGAUCUCUGCAGUUUAUUGUACUUCAGCCGAAGGUAGACCGAGGUGAACCGGAAGGUUCGACGAUAAAACAACUAGUCAAAGAUCCUUACAUUAUCGUUGCCGCAGGAGCAAUAACCAUUGGUAAUCUUGGUAUCGCAAUGCUUGAACCGUCACUACCGCUGUGGAUGAUGGAGACUUGGCAGGCUGGCUCACUUGAAAGAGGAGCUGCAUUUCUUCCGGCUUCUGUUUCCUACCUUAUCGGAACGAACAUUUUCGGACCACUGGCCCACAAAAUGGGAAGGUGGCUAUCAGCUUUCAUCGGUCUCAUCGUAAUCGGCUUCUGUCUACUGUCGAUUCCAUCGGCAACCUCUCUCACUGGUCUCAUAUUCCCCAACUUUUUCAUGGGAUUCAGCAUUGGAAUGAUUGAUGCGUCAAUGUUUCCCUUGAUGGGUUAUUUGGUGGACAUUCGACACGUGGGAGUCUAUGGCUCCAUCUACGCAAUUGCGGAUGCAGCUUUCUGUUUCGCGUUCGCACUCGGUCCAUUCUUCUCCGGACCACUCGUAAGAUCUGUUGGAUUCCCUACGAUGAUGUACCUGAUCGCUAUAAUCAAUUUUGCUUACGCUCCACUAAUGUUCCUUCUCCGCAGCCCUCCAGUAAUAAAUCAGGAAACGACGCCAAACUAUGGAGCCGAUCAUGAUGGAAAAUACAUGGGAUCGGAAGUUACUCGGAUGGAAGGAUACCAAUAUGAUUAUUAA